AUGAAGGUGGUGGUGCGGGGAGCCAGGAGGCGAUCGGCCGGCGAGGCAAUCCCUCGGGCAGAAGAGGAGCCGUCCGGAUCCUCUGGGCAAGUUGCCGACGGACAUGCGGCCUUUGAGGUUGACGGACUGCGACCCGAGGACGAGAUCUUCGCGCGCCUGGGUGAAGCUGGCUGCGAGCCCCCCUCGUGCUUCACGCACCGCGGCAGGAAGCUCGGGGCGGAAAUCCCUGCCGCCCUGCCCGUGGAAGUGGCACCGAGGGGGACCAAGCCGGCCCUGGGCGACGAAGGGCUGCGCAUGCCGUGCGACGCCACCUUUCUGAGGUUCUAUAACGACGUGCUCAAGUCGCGGGGACUGGGAAACCGCAGCCGGCCCUGGACCACGGUUCGACUGGACCACGAUGAAAACUGUGCCGUUUUUGAAUGUGGGCUGAGGGUGGAAUUCAGGAGGGCCCUGAGGGUGGAUGGCGGCGAUUUGAGGGGAGCGUAUCAGAGGGGGCUGGGCGUCCUUCCCCUGUGCCGGGCGCACGACUUCAGGGAGGGGCUCCCGGUGGGCUGGCGGCGGCGGGGGGGAGCGUUCGCGGCCCUGCGGCAGCGGGAGGCCAUGUGGGUCAACUUCGACUGCCGCUUCAGCGGGAGCGGGGGCUGCGCGGUGAAGGUGCGGGUCGGGAACACCAACGCAGUGUCGGGCAGACCGUGGGAAGGCGGGCUGAACUCCGACCCUCUUGAUCACAUCGUGUGCCCAAACCACGCUUGGCUUGCCGGCAUCAACGACGGCAACGGUGGCAUGCGGCAGUUCGGGCCAAUGCCGCUCAACAGCGGCGGCUGCGGCAGCCUUGCGGAUCCAUGGCGAGAGAGCCACACGGUCAUCACGCUGGAGGUGUAUCCCCCGCUGCGUUCGGACGUCAAAUUCUUGGCGGCGGACGUCAGUGGGACUGAGGCAGGGGAGGGGCGACGGGACGGCGACGCGUCGGUUGCUAACGGCGGGCCCCAAGCGACUCCGUGGCGCGAGGAAACUUUUGGGGACGGUGGGAGAGACGAGGGGGAGUGCAAGAGUGUUUGCAUGCAUCAUGGCCGCGGGUGCGCAUGCAUGCAUGGUGGCUGCGAGGGCACACGCAUGCAAGCAGCCGUGUGCGGGGGGCCCGACCGCGGCGCGGCGGCGGCGCAGGGCGCCUGCCUGUCGCCUUCGGAGAUGAGCGUAUCGCCUACAGGCUCUGGAAACGGGGCGCUCAGCCGGGCGGAUGGGGCGGAAGGGGUUGAUGAAUUGGAUUCGACGAUGCAGGCGCCUGGACCCGUGGCUUGCGUCAGUGGGCCAAAGCACGCACCAAUCGAUCCCGGGGCACGGCCACGAUCGGCAGCUGGCGAGUUCAGUUUUGACCCCGAGACGACGCCGGAAGAGUGCGGCCUGCGCCCCGGAGACGUGGUGUGGAUGGAGGCGGUGGCUCUGGGCACCCGACCCCUGUUGGUUUCCGACGUGGCCGGCACCUCCAGCCCUGAUGUCGAGCUGACCGCGCGCUACCCGUUCGGCGUCUGCGUCCGCACGCUCGUCGGCGCGGACGUGCCUCUCACUGUGUGCUGGGCCACCACGGGCGGCGACCUGAAGCUCAUGAUCGAGGAUUGCGUGGGGGUGCCCCCGGUUCAGCAAGGGCUGACAUUUGCGGGCCGGAGGCUGCAGGAUGAGGCGCCAAUCGGCGAUCAGGGCGUGGGCGAGGGGGCCGUGAUACACCUCGUUUCUCACGUGCGCGGGUCGGACGUUUUUGAGCAGUCGGUGGAGGGCAAGCUGCUGCGGCUGUGCGACGCGCCGCAGGGCCACAGGUCGGCCAGCAUGGCCGACUGUCCGCGGCCCUCGCACUGGGACCUCGAUGCCAAACAGUGCCUGCGGCUGGCGAUCUUGACAACCGCGGACUUCAGGGCGGUCACGGGGCAGGACCCCCCGCCCACGCCGGUGUCCGCCCUCACCUACCACUCCCACGGCGUUCCCUGGCGCGACUGCUACGACGCGCCCGCGCCCGCCAUCGAUCGCGCCAAGAUCCUGGUCGAUCUGGCCGCAUCGGCGUCCUUCCACGUCGAACGGGAGGACAUCAUGGAGGAGCGGACCUGCCCCGUGUGCAGGUACAACGCCUGCAACGCCGAGCUGGUGCCAUGCGGCCACGGAUUCUGCGCGGAUUGCGCGGAGGCCGUCGCGGACAUCCGGCCAAUCAAGUGCCCGGUGUGCCGUGGGCGAUUCACCAGGAUCGCGGAUUGGUCCCAGGCGCUGGGGGAGGCCGAUGCGGCGAUGGAGGCCGACGACUGCGCGGUGGCCUGCCUGCACACGGAGUCGGCGGAGGGCGUGGGAGGGAGGGAGGUCAGGCCGGACGGCGAGCUGUCGGUGUUCUGCGACGACUGGCUGAGCUGCUUGCUGGCGAGGGACUGUCCUAGGUGGAGGAGUGGGGAGGACGGGGGGUCGGGCUGGCCCUCGUCGCAGUGA
Molecule: messenger RNA, 2463 nt
Organism: Ostreobium quekettii
Lineage: Eukaryota; Viridiplantae; Chlorophyta; Ulvophyceae; Bryopsidales; Ostreobiaceae
Source: the annotation of a GenBank genome assembly